CCAGAGUUGCAACAAGUCACCCUGCCUGCAAUUGAUUGAUUGUAUGCGGACGUCGCGGGGCAGCGACUCGCGAUCCCCGCAGCCAUGUCGAUACCCUUCAACCGCAUCGACGCGUCGUUCCUUCCGCAGGACCCGUACCUCCCGCAGUUUGCGCCCCAGGGCCCCAGCUUCCUCGACACCGAAGCCUGCCUCUGCGCCCUUCGCGAUGCCCCCAGCGGCGGCCAGGCUGCCUGGCAGUGUAUCGGCAACCAGACGCAGAACGUCUACCUCGCCGACACGGGCAAGUGGUUCCUCCCGCAGAACGAGGGCAGUGCUGCCGUAGACGGCCCCGUCUGGGACGCCUCGAACCCGCCAGACACCGCCCGCGCCCUCACCUACGCCGCGGGGGCCGGCUUCCAGGACGCCAACCUCGAUUCUCUCUCCGUCUUCGACCGCUUCUGCACCGCCCAGAACCGCUCCAGCUUCUCGACGUCCUUCUACGCCGCCACCGACAAGCUCUCUCAGGAUGAAGUCCCGCUCGAGCAGAUGCCCUGCUACCGCCCAGGCGCCAUCCCCAUGCAGAUCCAAUCACCCAGCGACUGGGCCGCCACCGGCUGCAAUGAGGGCUUUCUCUGCACAAACAACACAGUCAACUCAAGCCCCCAGUUCUGCCCGCCCAUUACUCAGUGCCAGAUGAGCAGGCUCGCUGGUAUGGUCUGCAUGUUCCAGGGGCAGAACAUUGGCAUGGGCCCCUUCGAGCCCGUCGUCUGCCUUCAGGGCAACUACUGCCCCCCUCCCGGCAAAGAGUCCAUCAAGUGUCCCGCAGGCCACUACUGCCAGCCGGGCGCCUCCACGCCAACACCUUGUGCCUUUGGCAGCACCUGUCCGGCGGGCUCGUCCUUCGAGGUCUACUGGGUUCCCCUGGGCAUUUUAAUCCUGGUUGACAUCCUGCUCAUCAUCGGCAUCCUUCUUCUGGUCUUCCGGGCCCGCCUCAAGAAGUCCCAGCGCGCCCACGAUAUUGCAGAAAAGCGCCCGGGCUCGUCGGCAGGCCGUCCCACACGCAUGGGCACGAUCAAGCGUGCUUUCACGGGCUACGGCAGGCUGCACGAUGUGGACAACGAAGUCGACCAGGAGAUGAUGCCUCUUCAGGCUACCUAUAUGCCUAGUCCGCACGGUUGGACAGGCUUCCAGGAGGCCCUCAACCUGUAUGAACUGCCGGGUUCUGAAGAAGAAGAUAUCGAAGCCAAGUUCAGUCCCCAGCUCCGCGCAUUCGUCGACUCGAUGAAGAGAGCCACCGAUGCGACCCGACUUGGUCUAUCUUUUACCUACACAGAUCUCAGUUUCCAACCCAAGAAAGGCGGUCCUUUCAUUCUCAACAAGGUGACUGGGUCCAUUGACCGUGGUGCGCUGACAGCCGUAAUGGGCGGCUCUGGCGCUGGCAAGUCGACCUUUGUCAACGUCCUGAUGGGCAAGAUUACAAACACGUCAGGAGCAGUUUCUAUCAAUAACGUCCCCGGCAAGAUCAAGCGAUACAAGAAGCUCAUCGGUUACGUUCCACAAGACGACAUCGUAUUACCGGAGUUGACCGUUUUUGAGAACAUCCUUCAUUCUGCGCGUAUCCGCCUCCCACGAACCUGGGCUGACGAGGACAUCAAGUCGCACGUCCAGUCCGUAGUUGAUUGCUUGGAGCUCCCACAUGUUCGUGACUCUCUGGUCGGCUCCGUCGGCAAACCGGUCAUCAGUGGCGGCCAACGCAAGCGUGUCAGUAUUGGCAUGGAGUUGGCUGCCGCACCCAUGGCUAUCUUCCUCGACGAACCGACGAGCGGUCUCGAUGCAACGGCGGCAUCGUCAAUCAUGCGUACGCUCAAGGCUCUCGCCACGCUUGGCAUGACCGUCAUUGUCAUUAUCCACCAGCCACGCCGAGAGAUCUUUGAAAUGAUUGACAACCUUAUUCUGCUCGGCAAGGGUCAGACUAUUUAUGAAGGUGCUGAGCGCGACGUCAAGAGCUAUUUUGGACAAAUGGGUUACCAAUUUCCGGAGGACGCCAACUAUGGUGACGUCGUGACAGACAUCAUCACCGGAAAUGGCCGCAACUACAAGAGAGCAGGCGACGUGUCCAGGGAAGGACUCAUCGGCCACUGGGAGCGUUCUCGGCACAGUGCAACCCUUCGGGAUAAGCGUGCCUCGGUCCUCUCAUUGCCCAGCGGUGAUAUUCAAUCGAACCGCAAGUCGAUUCAGCAGGUUCUGCGCCGGCGAGGUGCGCCACGUCUCAAGCAGUUCUGGCUUUGCCUCAAGCGGUAUUUCCUGCAACAGUUCAGGACCAAGUCGACCCUUUUGUUCGAGCUUGGUCUUGCUUUGCUUGCUGGUUUCCUUCUUGGUCUGGCGGAGAAUUCCAAGAAGGGAGUCAUGUUCAUUGGCCUCUACCACAGCCCAUACGAAGUCCUUUCGAUCGCCAUGGACUUCAAGUCCGUGCCAGAGCUAUCGUUGCUGAUCGCCAUCGCUAUUGGUCUGAUCAGCGGCGCGCCCGGUGUCAAGGUGUUUUCAGAAGAGCUGCUCCUCCAGCGCCGCGAAGCUGAAGCUGGCCAUUCCAGGAUCUCGUACUUCUUAGCCAAGGUGGUCGGUGUCCUCCCUCGCAUGGUGCUUGCUUGCAUGCACUUUACUGUCCCGCUUUUCCUCCUCGCAAACCCCAUCAUCAGCUGGGCUUUGGCAUUCUGUGCCAACCUGUUGUACUUUUACUGCAUCUACGGCUUAGCUAGCAUGGUUUCCAUGGUGGUGAGGCGUGAGGAUGCGCCCUUGAUCGCCACCAUGGUUACUCUCAUUGUGGGCAUUCUCUCCGGCAACGCGCCGCCCCUAUCCUCGGUCAAAACUUGGCACAUGGAGUGGCUCUGGCGCGCCUCCCCAGGAGUCUGGCUCGCUGAGCUCUACUUUGGACAGAUGGUCUCGCCCUUCAGGUACCUCUACCAGAUCGACAUUGCAGCACAAGCCACAGGCUUCCGGCUCGACUGGCUGUGGCGGAACAUGAUGAUCCUUGGCGGUAUCGGAACGAUCUAUCGUAUCCUAGCCUUUGCAGGACUCUUUGCCGGCAAGAGGCUAAGAAUGUAGUAUACAAUGGGAGGAUGUAGUUGUGCCAUAGGCACGAGAGCCUUGGAUCUCCCAAUUGUAAGGACCAGGACGACUCUCGCAAAAAUGGUUUGAUGACUUACGCAACGUUGGCUGGCGUCAACCUCUCUGCAUAUUGUUGUCAUUGUUUUUUUAUAGAUACCACAACGAGAAACGACGCAUUGAAUUGGAAACUUGUUCUCUUGAAA
Messenger RNA from Microdochium trichocladiopsis, 3287 nucleotides. RefSeq lists its product as uncharacterized. Gene Ontology annotation, cellular component: membrane. Bases 85 to 3081 code for a protein of 998 amino acids. Lineage: Eukaryota; Fungi; Ascomycota; Sordariomycetes; Xylariales; Microdochiaceae. The transcript has a single exon. Gene Ontology annotation, molecular function: ATP hydrolysis activity; ABC-type transporter activity; ATP binding. The record is from RefSeq and is a predicted model, not a curated record.